Messenger RNA from Theileria equi strain WA, 1005 nucleotides. Its product is annotated as signal peptide containing protein. Bases 1 to 1005 code for a protein of 334 amino acids. NCBI's taxonomy places the organism in Eukaryota, Apicomplexa, Aconoidasida, Piroplasmida, Theileriidae. The record is from RefSeq and is a predicted model, not a curated record. The transcript has a single exon.
AUGAGGGUUCUAGCUGUUCUAUUGACGGUAUGUUUGGUAGGAGUAUGUUACUGUGGAGAUAAUGAUGGAAAAGUAGUGGGAAAGCGAGCGGUGCCUCAAAAAGGUGCUCAACAACAAAAAGUAGUUCAACAUGCUCAACAAGGACAAACUCAAGCGAAUGCACAGCCUGCUGAUAAACCUGUAGAAUCUCAAACUCCUAAGGAGGAUGUCUCUACAGAAACUACUCAGUCAGCUGGACAAAGUGGUGCUACUCUAGACAUUUCUAGUAUAGACUCAUCAUCUUACCAGUCCUUUGACUAUUCCUUUUCUGGUAAUGCCAUAAGACUCAUUGUUCCCAAGAAGGGUGUAACCGUUACAAAGCUAAUGAAUGGCACUGAAGAGGUUUAUACUCUUUCCACUGGAGAAACGUUCGAGUAUUCAAAACUAUAUCUCAACAAGGAUAAGAAUCCGGAACUUGUUAGAGUCUGGAAUAGGAAUUCCUCAGGUUUAAAGUGUGUAGAUUAUCUAAAGAAUGGAAGUAAAUGGGAACCUUCCCGUGAUAGCGAUGUUAAGAUUAAGAGCUUACAGGAUCCUGUGCGGCAGCCAUCUAUCUUCGAUAUGAAUCUCUCCGCUAAUAGGGAUACUAACACGUGUAGCGUUUUCCAAGUGGAUCUCUUGGGUGUGACCACUAAACACUUUUACCCUAAGCACGGAUACGCUACCAGGAAAGUAAAGAAUGGUGAUAAAAUAAUAUGGACGGGUAGAGCAAAUGAUCGUUGCCUUUCUUGUAUCAUUCAUAAACAUGGGAGUGUAGAACUACUGGAGAUGGUUGUAGUGGAAACAUUAUCAGAAAGAAGCAAGUAUUUUGAGAAGAAUGGUGAAGAGUGGAUGGAGAUUAACAAGACAGACUUUGAUCAGAAGCUAAAUGAAAUGAGAAAGUCUGUAUCGCUUGCUACUCUAACUCAAACUCCUUCGAAUCCUGCUUCCCCCUCUAAGACCACUCCUAGACCCAAUAAAUCGCAGUAA